AUGCCGCCUUCAAAGUGGGAUGAGGAGGAGGAGGAGGAGACCUUUGCGCCUCCCGUCGCCCCUCGUCGCAGAUUCGACGACGAGGAAGAGGAGGAUGUGCUCGACUCGUGGGACGCGGCCGAGGACUCCGAGGUAGAGCGCGAGAAGGCGAAGAAGGCCGAAGAAGCUGAGGCUGCCGCCAAGGCCAAGGCUCUUGCUAACAAGAAGACUAAGGCUCAGCGGGUGGAGGAGCACCGUGAGCAGCGGAAGAAGAAUGCCGAUGAUGAAAGCGAUAUCGAGGACGAGACCGAGGCCGAGAAGCGUGAGCGCCUGCGCCGCCAGGAGAUCGACUCCGAUCUUGCCCACGCCAGUGACCUCUUCGGAGAGGUUGACAUGAAGCGCAACCGUGGUGCUCCUAAGGCCAUCGUCAUCAGCGAUAACGUUGAUCCCACCAAGUCUAUCGACCUGUCCGCCAUGCCCCUGUUCAAGCCUACCACCAAAGACCAGUUCACUCGUCUGUCCGAUGCCCUCAUUCCUCUGCUCACACCUCACUCCAAGAAGCCCCAGUACUCCAUCUGGGCGCAGGACUUCACUCGUCGCCUUGUGAAGGAGCUCCCCAGUUCAGAGAUCAAGAAGAUUGCCAGUGCCUUGACCACUGCCAGCAAUGAGAAGAUGCGCGAGGAGCGUGCUUCGGACAAGGGUAACAAGAAGACCAAGGCUGCCAAGACCAAGGUCUCUCUUGUUGCGCAGCGCGAUAGCCAGGUUGACAACAACCCCUACGACGACGAUGGCCUCGGUGACGAUGAUUUCAUGUAA
Messenger RNA from Penicillium longicatenatum, 795 nucleotides. Its product is annotated as eukaryotic translation initiation factor 3 subunit J. Gene Ontology annotation, molecular function: translation initiation factor activity. The transcript has 3 exons. Gene Ontology annotation, cellular component: eukaryotic translation initiation factor 3 complex; cytoplasm. Lineage: Eukaryota; Fungi; Ascomycota; Eurotiomycetes; Eurotiales; Aspergillaceae. The coding region runs from base 1 to 795 and encodes 264 amino acids. The record is from RefSeq and is a predicted model, not a curated record.